CUGCCCCGGACCCACCUGCGCCUUAUCAGGGGCUGGGCAGGGCCUCGCCCAGCCAAAGAGGACCGGGCUCGUCCGGACUGCACACUCCCGCUGCCGGCUCCUCCACGCCAUGGAGGCCCUGAAGACCCUUCUGGUGAUCAGCGCCCUGCUCCUCUUGCCCGCUGAAGCCCAGCAGGCCACCGAGCAUCGCCUGCAGCCGUGGCUGCAGGGCCUGGCUGCCGUUGUGGGGUUCCUGUUCAUAGUGUUCGUCCUCUUGCUCGUCAACCGCAUCUGGUGUACCAAAAGGAGAGCUGAGGACGAUGAAUCCAUGUUCAUAGUGGAGACCAGGCCGUACCAGAGCACAGACCUGAGUAAAGAAGGCAAGAGAGAGGAGAAAAGGGCCAAGAAGGAAGGAGAGAGCAACUUGGGGCUGGAACUGGAGGAGUCCCAGGCGAAAGCCACGAUCACCCCCAUGUGAAGAUUUCCUGCCCACCUCCUCCAGGCAGACCUCCAGAGAUGCCUCUGUAACAGGUGACCUGGACCUGAAACGACCGAAAUAACUACAGGAAUACAGACCCCGAAUGAAGAGGCUUGGGACCUGCCUCCCCCACCCCGCAAGAGGGCUCUUUGCCCUUUCCAUGGUCUCUAUGCACCUCCUUUCCGAUUUGUCCUGUGUGGUGAUUCUUACUGACGCGUGAUGAAGAAAUCCCCUACCUCCCACAACCUCAUGGCUCCCCCGCUCCCACCCACUGUCUGGUUUCUUUUCCCUCUGCCUGAUAGUUCUUGGUUAGAACCUCCCCCCUCAGGAUCAAUAUGGGCCAAGACUGCCUCUUGGGAACCUGCAUUAAAUAAUUGAUCAGAGCCCAGCCAGUGUUGCUCAGUGGUUAACGUCGACCUAUGAACCGAGAGGUUAGGGUUCAAUUCCCAGUCAGGGCACAUGCCCAGGUUGCAGGCUUGAUCCCCAGUGGGGGAUGUAUAGGAGGCAGCCAAUCAAUGCUUCUCUCUCAUCACUGAUGUUUCUAUCUCUUUCUCUUCGUUCUCCCUCCCUCUCCCUUCUCUGAAAUUAAAAAAAAAUACAUUUUAAAAAAGAGAAUUGAUCAGAGCUGCCUAGCCAGUGUGGGUCUAUGGAUAGAGUGCUGCCAAUAUACCAAGAGGUAACAUGCCCAAGUUGCAGAUUCCAUCCCCAGUGGGGGGUAUGAGGUAGCCCAUUGAUGUUUCUCUCUCACAUCACAUUGAUGUUUCUGUCUCUCUCUUCCUUUCUCGUCCCCUCUCUCUAAAACAUA
Myotis daubentonii (Daubenton's bat) is the source of this 1262-nucleotide messenger RNA. It is a transcript of the gene SMIM24, whose product is annotated as small integral membrane protein 24. NCBI's taxonomy places the organism in Eukaryota, Metazoa, Chordata, Mammalia, Chiroptera, Vespertilionidae. The record is from RefSeq and is a predicted model, not a curated record.